Talaromyces proteolyticus is the source of this 1343-nucleotide messenger RNA. RefSeq lists its product as uncharacterized. The coding region runs from base 149 to 1216 and encodes 355 amino acids. NCBI's taxonomy places the organism in Eukaryota, Fungi, Ascomycota, Eurotiomycetes, Eurotiales, Trichocomaceae. The record is from RefSeq and is a predicted model, not a curated record. The transcript is spliced from 2 exons.
CCGUAAGUUAAGAAGAGACUUAGGGUUUGGCGGCCCGCCCCAGGACCCGUAGCCCCAGCCGCAGGACCCACGGAAGAUAUCUAUUGACCUGCAACUGCUAACUCAAGACAUUCUCACUUCCAACGCAGCACACCCUCCCAUUUCCCUAAUGGCAUCAUCCCUUCUUUCAGGUAUUUACCAUCUAUACGACCUCUUUCAAGCCAUCCGAGGCGCCAACCCCACCUUCCUCACCCCCCACCAUGUCCCUGGCACAGAUCUAACAGGCAAAUGGAUCAUAAUCUCCGGCUCCAACAGCGGCAUCGGCCUCGAAGCCGCCAAGUCCUUCGCUACAUGGGGCGCCAACCUGAUCCUCGCAUGCCGCGAGCCAGCAUCAUGGGAACUGCAUCCUACUGCUGCCGUGCAAGAAUGCAAAUUCCUAGCUGACGCGCACGGUCAUUCGCGGUCGGUAAUCGAGUGGUGGGAGAUCGACAUGGCGGAUCUCGCCAGCGUAGAGGCAUUUUGCCGACGGUGGCUCGAUAGUGGGCGGGGUUUGGACGUGCUCUGUAAUAAUGCCGGCGUGGUGUCGACGUCAAAGACCCAUAUGACCAGGGACGGGUUCCAGUUGGUUCACCAGGUUAACUUUCUAUCUCAUGUACUCUUGACUCUUCGCCUGCUUCCCUCUCUAGCCCGUAGCCCCGAGCCGCGGGUUAUAUGCACAACGUCAUGCGUGCACCACCUUGGCGAGCUUGACUUGGAGCACUUCAAUUGCGGGCCCGACAUGCACGGUGGCGAUUACGGCAACAACAAGCUAUACUUCCAAAUGUGGGUUUCUGAGCUUCAGUCGCGAUUUCUUAAACAUCGCGAGUACAUGCAUAUUACGAUCAAUGGGGUGCAUCCGGGGUACGUAGUCACUGGGAUCUGGAAGAGCGUCAACGAGGCGGAGGAUACGUCAGGGCGAUGGCUGAAGACUCUUUCGCGGUAUAUCGGGAUUACGGCGCAGCAGGGUAGUCUGGCGAUUACGCAUGCGGCUACAAGUCCGGAGUUGGGGCCGGAUCCGAAAACGCAGAGUGUUGGUGUGGUUGGGGGAGGUGGUGGUGGGAGAUACAUUAAUCGGAUAUGGGAAGCGGCGCCAAAGUUUUACUGUCACGAUUUGCAGGCGAGGAAGAGGCUGUGGGUGAAAUUAGAUGAGGAGUUGCAGCUUCGAGAGAAAGGUCUUUUGACGAUUCUCGGUCUUUGAUAGACCGCUUCCAUAAAAGUGGAAGAAUUGUCAAAUAAUCAACCAGUAAACAGGGUGAAGCGGAGUUGCGUUAAAGUGAAGUCAUGUCAUUAUGUCAUCAUAUCAACACAAAUUGUACCUCAAUCAA